GUUCAAAACUCUCGAACCCUGAAAUCGCUCUGCACUUGCAUUGGAAGACUCACAUGUCCCUCCUUUUCUGUGGUUUUGCGUCAUAUCCGCCCAGCUGAACCCGCGAUAGUUCAACUGAAAGUUAGCUCGAGUUGAGUGUUUGUUUGGGGUUGUUCUACUGGAGAAUUGAAUAUUGUUGAAUAUUGAAAAGUUUCUGGUCGAACCGGGUUCAGUUUAUUUUCAGCAAAUAUGUAAGACAACGUGUCUGUAACCAACGUGACGUUUUUUAAAUUGUAGAUUGUUAUGUGCUGGUUGACCAAACUAGCUUGCAUAGCUAACGUUAGUGCUAGUCAGCUAAAACAAACAGGUAACGUUAACGCUACAGAACGUUGCAGAAACUAUUUGUUUACUUACUGAUUGAACUUGUAUCAAGAUUACAUUCAUUGCAAACUUUCUAUCCGUCCGUUUUUGUUGCCUUGAACCACAGUAAAGUUUCCAAACAUUAGCGUUAAUGCUUAUACUGUAUGCCAGUUGAUGGACACACCAUCGCCACGUGAUACACCUGUCAAAACAAUAGUUUUUCAACUAACUAUAGUUCCACUAGUUCCACGACUAUCUAGGAAACUUGGAGGCAUAUGGUUAUCUUGUAACUAUGUCUACGUUAACGGCUGAGCAACAGCGAAAAAUAGAAGAAAACAGACAGCGAGCACUGGCAAGGAGAGCAGAGAGACUAGCUCAGGGUACUCGUCAGCAGGAUACUGGACCAAGCAACGUGAACGCUUGCAGUAGACCACACGCCCCUCGUCCUCCCUCAGGCAACAGUGUAUCAUUAUCCACAGCAGGGCCGUCAGCCACAGUGUAUAGCAGGCCAGUAGAGAAAUGUCAACCCAGUGCGACUACUGCGAGCAAACAGACUAAAUUGAUAGACCCCCUUCCCCUUCAUAAAGGACCAGAAACUCCCCACAGGACAGAGUCUCAUCCCACAAACACUGUCUUUAAAUCUCCACAGUCAAACAGUGCUUCCAUUUUUACACCCCCACAAUCAACAAACAAUUUGGGCUUUAAACCGCCUCAGUCUACAAACACUUCAAAUUUCAAACCACCACCACAGAAUACGAACACUUCAAACUUCAAACCACCAACACAGUCUACAAACUCUUCCAGCUUCAGACCUCCACAGCCUGCCAAGUUGGGUGACGGCUCCUCAGGAGUGUCUGGAGCAGGCUCGAAGGCCGCAAACUUUUACAGUUCUGGGCCUCGCCAGGUGCCGCAAGCCCCUACUGAUGCUGCUGCUGCAGCCUCUGUGUCUCAUGUAUCUGUAGAGAAACAGCCACCCAGACUCCCAGAGCCUGCUGGAGGACCAGCUGUGAAGAAGCCAGCUAUUUCAGUGAGAGGGAGAUGUGUGUCUCACGGUGCAGAGCGCUUCAGAGUGGAGGUCGGCUACCAUGCAGAGCUCAUUGCUGCAUUCAAGAACAUCCCCUCUAGAAACUACGAUCCCGCAACAAAGAUGUGGAACUUUGGUCUGGAGGACUACGGCCAACUGAUGGCGGAAGCUGCCGGCAUCCCCGCGGUGGCCCUGAAACCGCUGGAGGGGAUGGAGGGGCUGGACGUUGCCGUGGCGAGCAGCCGGGCGCGGGACGGGGCAGCGCUCUCGGCGCUGAUGAAGCUCUGUCAGGGCUGGCAGAAGCCUGGCGCCGGCGUCCGCGGGCAGUGCGUCCUCACAAGCCGCUCCCGCUUCGAGGUGGACAUGCCCUACCAUGCCGACGUCAUCGGGGCCUUCAAACAGAUGCCCUCCAGAAACUACGACAUGAAGACCAGGAAAUGGAGUUUCCUGCUGGAGGAUUAUGGGAAACUGAUGGAGGUGCUGAAUGGCAUUUCGUCAGUGGAGGUGGAGCCCUUGCCCAGGGCGGUGGUGCAGAUCCUCUCCUCCCAGUUUGAGAAGAGCGCGUCCCGGGGACCAGGGGCCAGAGAGGCCGCGGAGGCCGACCUGUCAGAGGUGGACUCCACCAUCACCAAGAGCCUCAUGCCCUUCCAGAGAGUGGGCGUCAACUAUGCGGUGUCCAGGGAGGGCCGGCUGCUGCUGGCGGAUGACAUGGGCCUGGGGAAGACGGUGCAGGCCAUCUGCAUCGCCGCCUACUACAGAAGCGAGUGGCCACUGCUGGUCGUGUCGCCGUCCUCCGUGCGCUUCACCUGGGCCGAGGCCUUCCGGCGCUGGCUGCCGUCGAUGGGGGCUGACCGUGUGAACGUGUGUGUGACGGGGAGGGACAGCCUGCGCGGGGGCCUGGUCAACAUCGUCAGCUACGACCUCCUGAGCAAAGUGGACAAGCAGAAGCCCGCAGAGCCCUUCAACGUGCUCAUCAUGGAUGAGUCCCACUUCCUGAAGAACAUGAAGACUGCUCGUUGUCGAGCAGCCCUGCCUCUAUUAAAGGUACUGCAGGGUCUCGAUCAUACUCCUAGCACCAAGAUGAAAGAGAAAGAAGCUCUUCUGGUUUAUUUUAACCACACGGCGGAGGCCAAAAUCCGGGCCAUUAUGGAGUACAUCAUGGACAUGUUGGAGUGCCGGGAGAAGUUCCUGGUGUUCGCCCAUCACAAGCUGGUGCUGGACAGCAUCACCAGAGAACUGGGAGAGAAGGGUGUGAAAUACAUCCGUAUCGACGGUUCUACGCCGUCUGCAGAGCGGCAGCAGCUGUGUGAGCGGUUCCAGUUCUCAGAGAAGAGCUGCGUGGCUGUGCUGUCCAUCACCGCCGCCAAUAUGGGCCUCACGCUCCACGCCGCUGACCUGGUGGUGUUCGCCGAGCUCUUCUGGAACCCGGGGGUGCUGGUUCAGGCGGAGGACCGAGUGCACCGCAUCGGGCAGACCAGUAAUGUGGACAUCCAUUACCUGGUGGCCAAAGGCACCGCGGAUGACCAUCUCUGGCCGAUGAUUCAGGAGAAAAUGAACGUACUGGAGCAGGUGGGACUGUCCGAGGCCAAUAUCUCCGACAGGGCUGAGUGUGCCAGCUUCCACAGCAAGGACCCCAAGCAGAGCACCAUCACAGAGAUGUUCCAGCGCUCGUUUACAGAAGACGAGGUGGACGAGGCGGCUCUGCUGGAGGCCGCGAGCGACUGGGACGACGCAGACGCAGAUAAGGGCAGCAGCGCAGCUCUGAAAGCAGACGACUUCUCCGAGAGCCCCAGCAAGAAGAGACGCUUAGAGCACUACUUCAGUCGGUGAUCCGACCGCAUUAAGACUGCAUAGCAAACUACAUCAGCCGAUGAUCCGACUGCAUUUAGACAGUAAAGAUGACAAAAUCGGCCAAUGACCUGGUUGUAGUUGGACCGUACAGAGGACUGCGUCAGCCAAUGAUUAGUCUUCAGCUUGCCAGCAAUAACACUGCUGAGAUUUCCCUUUUAAAAAGGUGGAUUUGUUUGAUUAUGCUGUUUUGAUUUUGCUUUAUUGUUGUUUGGCUAAAAAUAUGUUAUAAUAAAUAUAUUAUUUUCGUAACUGUUGAACCUUACCAUCAUGACAGAUCACUUGAGAUCUGAGACCACUCUUUGUGUGUGUUGUGAGAGAAAAGCCUGCACAGCUUGAUAAAUAUAAUAAAGAGUGAUUGUUCAGUUUGCCA
Alosa alosa (allis shad) is the source of this 3584-nucleotide messenger RNA. RefSeq names its product SWI/SNF related, matrix associated, actin dependent regulator of chromatin, subfamily a-like 1 (gene smarcal1). Bases 632 to 3193 code for a protein of 853 amino acids. The transcript is spliced from 15 exons. NCBI's taxonomy places the organism in Eukaryota, Metazoa, Chordata, Actinopteri, Clupeiformes, Clupeidae. Gene Ontology annotation, cellular component: nuclear replication fork. Gene Ontology annotation, molecular function: ATP binding; ATP-dependent chromatin remodeler activity. Gene Ontology annotation, biological process: replication fork processing; DNA repair. The record is from RefSeq and is a predicted model, not a curated record.